AUGAACGACUUGCUGCUUGCUACAAAGCCCAACUACUCCAUGCGCCUCGUGGCAACGGAAAAGCAGCUUUCUGUAACGUUUGCAUGGCAGGUGCUUGAAGAGAAGCUCUGCGACGAGGACUUCCGGUCCAACCUCAGGGAGACUACAGGAGCACAGUGCAUGCUUACACCACCAGUCCUGGAGCCGGAGCCCGCAGAUCCCGCGGAAAUCACAGGCACUUCGGACAUGCUCUGCACCUGCGAGGCUGAAGCUCUGGCGCCCUUCUUCGUCUUACAGCACGUGAAUUGGGGCACUGUCACCGACGAGCCUUUCCACGACCUCUAUGCUGCAAAAGCAAGGUUUGCGCAGUUAAACGGUGGAGCGGUUGCAGCCACGCUUGUGGAUGCUCGCUUCACUGAGCUGGACUUCUACGGCUACAACAACAAAGAUUUCAUUCGCUCCGACUUCUUGCAGCACAUCGUCACCAAGUAUGCUCCGAAGGAAGCCAAUGUGGUCCAGAACAUGCGCGGAUACUGUAAAGCAGUUGGUGAGACAGGUGCAACGGCCCUUGAGAAGGCUAGGGCAUGCUGUGGCUUCGGCCAAGACACAUGCCCCGUGAGUUGCACUGAAAAUACGGUGCUUGAGUUCGAUGUGCACCGCAAGAUGCAGCAGAAGUUCCAGAGGGUCAGCGCGCAUUACAAGUAUCUCUUCGACCAGUCGCGAGACAAGUUCAUUGAUUUCCGGCUGAGGAAGGUCUUGUGCGACAACGGCUGUCGCGAUGAGAUGAGCAUCACCCACGGCAAUCCGUUGGCCUUAACAGACUACAAGGCGAAGUUGAGCCUGCAGCGGGAUCUUUACGACAGGUCUAUGGGGAUGAUGGAGAAGCUGGACCUCUUAACCUCGGGCACCAAGGUCUACACUGUGGAGAAUGUUGCAGAGACCUGGAGCGAGGUGAAGGUUUCCGUGUCCCAGCCGAAAGGCUUUGUACGCCUCAUUGGCAUCGUGAAGCGCAACAAGAACACGCCAAUCCUCACAAUCAAUGGGCAGCACUUCCAGGUGCCCACGUGUGCUUCAGGCUCAGGCUUACCAGAGUCGACGCUGGUGUGCCGGGAUGACAACCCACAGUGGGACUCCGACACAUCACCGCUCUUCUGGGACUUCGAGCUCUCAGGCAAGGACGUGACUGUUGCGAAGGACCUUCUGUACAGGUACGGCCCAGGAGAUAUUUAUGAAGCUCGGGGAACAUUCUCUGCCUUGAUGCUGCGAAUCCAGCCCACUCCUCAUGCAUGGCCGGUGCUGAUUCCAGUCCAAAACAAAUUCCCUUUGCCGUCUCGCGGCUGUCAGAAUGUCGCGAACAGGUACGUCAGCUGUACCGGUACAAACGCUGGGGAUGGAAUGUACCUCAAGCUCAGCUCUGGCUUAAUCCUCAAGUGGGAGGUCAGCUUCUACAUGCGCCUGUCCGGCCUGGGUGACGACAGCUAUGCUAAGCUCGAUUUUGCAGACGAAGUUGCCAGUGGUGUUGGUUGGUACUUGGAUGCUCCGAACGGCAUGCUACAAACAUCAUUCGCCCAUGGCUACCCGCAGGCUGGAUGGAAAGAUGUCAUGGCAUCGCCUGUCCAGAACAAUGAGUGGCACCAUUAUCGCCUCAAGAGGAGCCAGGGCAGCAUCUGGUUGGAGAUUGAUGACCGCCUCGUUGCGCACGAGCCCGCUCGAGGCUCGUCCUGGUUUUACAACAUCCACAUCCGGCCUGGGCAUGCAACCGGCUCACUUUGGGGGUUCACGGUGGAUGCAAACCCCGACGCCUCCAUCAAGGUGGUGAACACAUGGCAUGAUGCAACUCAGUCCCAGGGCAAAUACUUUAACUUCAAUGCUGACGACAUCAACUUGGACGUCAAUGAAGGGGAUAUUGAUUCUCUUCAACUCCGGCACUGCCACUAUCCGACGUGGACCGCGACAGAGGAGGGGAGAAGGUACCAUUUCGAAGGUCAGAACAAGUGCGGCGAUCAUGUCAUCAAUGUCAGGAUCUGGCAAACGCCUGGAACGACGCGCGGCGGCAAUGUGCACGGCCGGAGGACAGAUUCAAAAGUUGUCUUCUGGGAUGGCGACCUGUUGCUCUUGGACAAAGAGGCACACUGCCCCGAUUCUUGGGCGACGAACGAGCCAGUGAAGUUGGACAGAGUGCAGGGCUUGAGUUGCCCUGGCGGUUGGAAUUGGUACCCGUAA
Messenger RNA from Symbiodinium pilosum, 2202 nucleotides. NCBI's taxonomy places the organism in Eukaryota, Dinophyceae, Suessiales, Symbiodiniaceae. The record is from the annotation of a GenBank genome assembly.